Molecule: messenger RNA, 2949 nt
Organism: Lolium perenne
Lineage: Eukaryota; Viridiplantae; Streptophyta; Magnoliopsida; Poales; Poaceae
Source: RefSeq, a predicted model, not a curated record
CAGAAAAAGGUGAGAUCAAGCCAAGUCCAAGAAAGCGCAAGUGCAGAACAGCAAGGGAGGCCGAGAAACCUCUCGAACAUUCCAGAUUCCCUCAAACCCUAGCUAGCUUGAACCCCUAGCAUCCUCGCCCAAUUAGCGCUGAACUCUUCCCGCUCGCUGCCCCCUCCACUGAACCCAUUCCCGCCCAUGGCUGAGGCGGCGGCGGCGGCGGCGGCGGAGGAGGGGGAGUACGUGAGCGACGUCGACGACUCGCCCGUCCUGGCGUUGAGGCGUCGCGCGGAGGCGAGCGACGACGACGACGACGACGACGACGACGACGACGACGACGACAGCGGCGGCGGCGGCGGCGGCGGCGGCGGCGGCGGCGGCGGCGGAAGUGGCUCGCCGCCGCCGUCGACGGUGGUCGUCUGCUCCGAUUCCGACUCCGACGGGCAGGGCGCCGCCGAGUUGUACGGCGAAGACGAGGGUUCUGAGAAAUGCCAGGGGUCGCAAGAGGAUUUCGGCGCAGGGCGUAGUGGUGGUGGUGGAGAUGCCAAGGAAGUGGCGGAUGAGGGGAAGUACGACGACGAGGAGGAGGAGGAGGAGGCCCAGGCGAAGGGGGGAGCCGCAGCGGACGGAGAGGACAAGGCGAAGAAGGAGCCCUACGCCGAGCCGAGGAUUGGUGCCUUCUUCAUGCACGAUGAUCGCUUCCACGACAAGGAAAACCACAGCCGACCCCGCCACAGGGAGUUUUUCGGUGGCCAAAAGUUAAGGCAUCCGAAAGAUGACAGUGUGUGGGUGCAUGAUCUGUUUGAUGAGAUAAAUAUCCAUGAUGUUCAGCAUGACAAUAUAAGGAGGCCAACAAUUCCUUUUGGACCAUGGGCUGGUGAUAGAACUCAUGGUGUUAACCAUGGUUAUCUUGAAGGAACCAAAUCACCAUCAUACUAUCAUGGUAACAGGGCAGACUACAAGUAUAUCCCAAAGAGCUCCCUUACUCGCUACGAAAGCAGCAACAACUAUAACAGGUUUCCAAAUGAAGCCCACACUUCCUAUGACAAUUCCAAGAACUACAGAAGUAUUCCAAGAAAACUCCACUCCUACUAUGACGAUAACAACUUUGAUAAUGCCCGAAGAGAACCUCCUACCUAUCAUCUGAAAGGUAUAGGUUAUGCACCAAAUGUUUACAGAGGGAAACCAUCUAGGCCCUACCAACCUCACUGGAAGAGUACUUUUGGAAUCUCUUCGGUGCAAAGAAAUAGGACAUAUUCCAGAUCACAGAAUGAAGAGGCUUGUUCCAGUGCAGGUGAGGGGAAGUGCUAUUAUCGGACUUCAGACUUGCAGAAUGAGCAAGAUAUUCCUUUGAAGGAAAAACUCCCCUUGAUUCAAAGAAGAAAAGCGCCGCCUGCAAUUUUUAGUAAACUCUUCACAACCUCCGUUCAUAUGGCACAUAGUUCUCUGAAAACACAAUAUCGUCCUGUUUUGGGGGUGAAGCCUUUUGUUCCAUCUGGUGGGCAUGAAAAUGCUGUUGAUUCUGGUAGUACAGUUUCCAUAAAAGCCAUGCCCAGCCUUGGUUCUCAUUCAUCUGUAUCAACAUCAAACAACUACAGCCAAUAUUCAAAAUCCAGGGACCAAGGAGGUGGUUUGAACAAUGGUGAGUCUGCAAAGAACAGAUUUUCUUCAACUAGUCAAGCAACUGGAUAUGAUACUGAAUUCAGUGAUGCAGUCUAUCAGCAAAGGUCAGUUCAGCAACUCCAACCGAGACAAAGGGCAUCUACUCAGAUAUUUCAUCAAAACAUUGUCAACAAAAACAACAUUCAGUCUCAUCCACAAGCUACAUCGACAAGUUCAACUGAAGAUGCAGAGACCAGUCCGCCUCCUGGAUCAAAGAAUUCUGAAGCACCUGCUGUGGUAAUAGGGCAAACUGAUAAGGAGGAACCAGUGAGUGCUUCUUUUUCGCAUGACGGUGGUCAAGCUCUUCGUGACCAAGGGUUCCCUGGUACUCCAGCAUCAUUGCCAGCUAUGCAGUUCAGCGGCCAGCAUCCUAACAGACCUGAUAUUCCUUCAAUUGGUAUGGCUUUGCCAGGAGUUUUGUCGCACCAACUUGGUGGCAAUUCUGAGAUGAAUCACCUGACUUGGCUGCCAACAUUGUCUGGUGCUGCUGGGUCUUUUGGGGAAACAUAUCAUCCUUGUUAUCUUGGCAGUUAUUAUCCUCAACCUUCUCAACUUUCAUCUUCAUCAGUAUCCUCAAGAAACCAUAGUGUGACUGGUGUUCCUGUUUCAUUGAACUCCCAUGAGAUAUCAGAGGUUGUAGAUCAAGAACUUCAGCAACGCAAGAACAAACCUCGCAGAUACUCCGAGAUGAGCUUUGCAUCAUGAACAUAAUGAGUUUGGUGGCAAUCGAAGUGAAUUGACAGAACCAGCUUUCAGUUGUGUACAACUACAACUAGCACAAUCUAUUGCCAGACUGCUCAAUUAGCACAGCCCAGUACUUUGUCAAGUCCAAGUCCUGAGACCCUUGUUUUCUUCUCUGAAGCACUUCGUUUUACUUGCUGUAACAACAUACACCAGGUUUGACUGUUUAGGUAAGCAAGUUCUUGUCGUAGCCGUAUGCACUGGCCUGCACCUUGUAGAUCGUGCUGGUUUUCUGGUACUCAAAUUGUUAGGACUUUGGCAGGUCUCUCGCCAUGAUGAUCCCGAGGUUGGCAGUUACUAUUUGUGAACUCUUUGUCGUGGCCAAGAGUACUAGACUUGCUUCUGCUCUGCUCUUGUCUUGAAAUUUCAGCUGUUUUGCUAGCGUGGCCUUUGUUUGAAACUUCUUACAUCAAUACCUUACAGUGGCAACACAAACCACAUCUUCCAUUACUGCUGUUCUUAGCAUAUCAUCCGUAGUUAGUGGCACAUGUCAUGUAUUCUUUUGACGGAACACAUUUGUUGACGUAUUCAUGUGCUGAUUAUGGUCCUCUUUUCUUA